AUGGCGUCUCCGGCAGACAGCCACGAUGAGAAGAAGCCGGACCAUCGCUACUUGGCCCCGGAUGACCAUACCGCCCAACCUCCUCCCCUGAGCCCCGCCGAGUCUAGGGAAACGGCGAGUCGACUUGUGGACGACCUGGAACUCCUGCGGGCCGAGCGAGCGGUAUCCAACGAGGAGAAACUGUCAGGCCACCGGCCAUCACGGUCCAGGACGCGACAUCACGAGGAACCUGAGGAUGCAUUCAACCCGACAGCCGUGGCCAACGAGGAGACUCACACGCACAAGCCGCCGACCGCCCUGAUGAAGCUAUGGAAGAAGCUGAGGUCCUUCCCGCGAUUCGUCCGGUACUUCAUGUACAUGACCCCCGUCGCCGUGCUCUUGUUGAUCCCCAUAUUACUUGACCUGUAUGCCAUCAAGUACACUGCCGCCGUUGGAGGUGCUGGAGGAGUAUCGCUGAAGUGGUUUGGAAUCUGGCUCGAGGUUGUGUGGCUGUCUCUCUGGGCGAGUCGCCUGCUGUGUUCUAUCGUGCCAUAUCUGAUGGCCUGGUGUGCCAAGCUCGUCGGUUCCUCCACGCCCAAGAAGUGGAGGGACAUCGGCUGGCAGCUCGAGUUCCAUGCCGCGUUGUUUCUGUGGAUGCUCGCCCUGAUCAUCUCCUUCCUGCCCCUGGUCAACAGCCACCGCGUCCCCGGCGGCCACUGGGAUGGCGACACGCCUCCCUACCUCCACUGGGUCGAUGUCGUCAACAAGGUCAUCAUCGCCCUGUUCGUCCUGGCGUGUCUGAACUUCUUCGAGAAGAUCCUGAUCCAGUGGAUCGCCAUGUCGUUCCACCUCCGGACCUACGCCUACCGAAUCGAGAACAACAAGCAGGAGAUCCGGUAUCUGAUCACUCUGUACGAGUACUGCAGCACCCGCACGCACAACGAGCUCCCCUGGGAUCCGACCGCCCCGGAUUCAAGCGGGACGAGGACGCCGCUCAAGAUCAUCCAGAACAACGCCCGGCAGGCCUGGGGCAAGGUCGGUAACGUUGCCAACCGGAUGGCCGGCGAUUUCACUGGUCGUAAAGUUCUAAACGACGACCACCCACAGAAGGUCGUUGUGGAACUUCUAAAAAGCACUGCGACGGCCAACACACUAGGCAGGAUGUUGUACCGUACUUUUGUCCCGCCCGGCCGAGACACCGUGCGCCCGGCCGACUUGGAGCCGGCCUUUACCAACCCCGAUGAUGCCGAGGCCUGCUUCGGGGUCUUUGACAAGGACAUGAACGGCGACAUCUCGAUGGAGGAGUUUGAGCUGGUGUGCAACGAGAUCCACCUCGAGAAGAAGGCCAUCAACGCGUCGCUCAAGGACCUCGACUCGGUGAUCCGCAAGCUGGACAAGGUCUUCCUCUUCAUCAUCGUCGUCAUCGCCGCCAUCGUCUUCGUCUCCAUCAUCUCGGGCUCGGCGGCCGCGGCGCUCGGCUCGGCGGGCACGACGAUCCUGGGCUUCGCGUGGAUGCUGCAGGCCACGGCGCAGGAGUUCCUGCAGUCCAUCAUCUUCGUCUUCGUCAAGCACCCGUUCGACGUGGGCGACCGCGUCACCGUCUACGGCAACACGGGCGACAUGAUGCGCGGCGACGACUACUACGUGCAGGAGAUCUCGCUGCUGUACACCGAGUUCAAGAAGAUGCAGGGCCACGUCGUGCAGGCGCCCAACUCGCUGCUCAACAACCUGUUCAUCCUGAACCAGCGGCGCAGCAACGGCCUCGCCGACGUGGUCGAGCUCAAGAUGCGCUUCGGCACGCCCAACGAGGUCAUCGAGGAGCUGAAAGCGCGCAUGGUCGACUUCGUGACGGACAACAAGCGCGACUACGCGCCGCGCGUCAUCACCGAGGUGCGCACCAUCGAGGAGGUCUGGGCCAUCACCGUCAAUUUCGUCUUCUUCCACAAGACGAGCUUCCAGAACGAGCUGCUGCGCCUGCAGCGCCACAACAAGCUCGCCACGGAGCUCAUGAUCCAGAUGAAGGAGCUCGGCAUCGAAGGCCCGCGCAAGAUGCAGCCCGGCGGCAACAGGGACUACCCCUUCUACUGGACCAACCUGCCCCCGCCGCCCUCGUACUCGGAGCUCAAGCCGGGCCACGCCGACGCCGCGGACCCGGUUCCCGUCCUCGAGCAGCAGUCGGCCGAGGCGGCGCGGCAGCGGCGCCGCCGCGCCGAGAGCCAGCCGCCGCGGGUUGUGGUUGAUGACGCGCCCGACUUCCAGGACGUGUUCGACACGCGCAAGCCCGACGCGCUGCGGCGGCUGCAGAGCCUGCGGGCCGCCGGCGCCGCGCGGGCGGCGGCGGGGGAGAGCAGUCAGGACCGGCUGCCCGGCGUGGCGGAGAGGGCGGAGGAAGAAGGCAGGGCGAGCGCGAGCGGGGUCAGCAUCCCGAUGCAGAGCGUGCAUCCGCACCGGUCGGGCGGCGGCGGCGGAGGCGGCGGAAUGUUCCCGCGGCGGUCGGGGACGCUGAACCGCGGCCGGUCCGGGACGCUGGGGAGCGUUUCGGAGGGCCCGGCGCCGCAGCUGCCUCCGCUGCAGCAGAUGGAGAGGAAUAGCGCCGAGAGGAUGGUGUGA
Thyridium curvatum is the source of this 2589-nucleotide messenger RNA. RefSeq lists its product as uncharacterized. Bases 1 to 2589 code for a protein of 862 amino acids. The record is from RefSeq and is a predicted model, not a curated record. Lineage: Eukaryota; Fungi; Ascomycota; Sordariomycetes; Thyridiales; Thyridiaceae. The transcript has a single exon. Gene Ontology annotation, molecular function: calcium ion binding; calcium channel activity. Gene Ontology annotation, biological process: intracellular calcium ion homeostasis; calcium ion transmembrane transport. Gene Ontology annotation, cellular component: membrane.